This is a messenger RNA of Malania oleifera, 555 nucleotides long. RefSeq names its product agamous-like MADS-box protein AGL62. NCBI's taxonomy places the organism in Eukaryota, Viridiplantae, Streptophyta, Magnoliopsida, Santalales, Ximeniaceae. The coding region runs from base 1 to 555 and encodes 184 amino acids. Gene Ontology annotation, molecular function: RNA polymerase II cis-regulatory region sequence-specific DNA binding; protein dimerization activity; DNA-binding transcription factor activity, RNA polymerase II-specific. The transcript has a single exon. Gene Ontology annotation, biological process: positive regulation of transcription by RNA polymerase II. The record is from RefSeq and is a predicted model, not a curated record.
AUGGUCAGGACACCAAAACAGGGGAGGCGGCGAAGCGCCGGCCGGCGAAAGAUCGACAUCAAGAAGAUCGACCAGAAAAGCAAUCUUCAAGUUUCUUUCUCGAAGCGCCGGGCAGGAAUGUUCAAGAAAGCCGGCGAGCUCUGCGUCCUCUGCGGCGUCCAAAUCGCCGUCGUCGUCAAGUCUCCCGGCAACAAUUUCUUCUCGUUUGGGCAUCCCAGCGUCGACGCCAUCGUCGACCAGUAUCUCGCCGGAGGCCCGCCGCCGGGGUCCGCCGCCGCCCACCAUCCGACGGAUGAGUACAACCGGAGCUACGCGGCGGCGUUUAAGGAGAUAGAGGAGGAGAGAAAGAAGGCGCCCGCCGUUGAAGAAGCGAAGGCGGCGGUCUACGGCGGCGGCGGGGGGUUCUGGUGGGAGGCGGCUAUUGACGGAAUGGGAUUGGAGGAAUUGGAGCAGUUCCAAGCAUCAUUGACGGAGCUGAAGGAGAAUUUGAAUGCCAGGCCGCUGGCGGCGCUGUCGACCGGCGACGAGAACUUCUUGCCUUUGCCAAACCUUUAA